Molecule: messenger RNA, 1917 nt
Organism: Closterium sp. Naga37s-1
Lineage: Eukaryota; Viridiplantae; Streptophyta; Zygnematophyceae; Desmidiales; Closteriaceae
Source: the annotation of a GenBank genome assembly
AUGGCCUUCGCGCCGCGCCAUCAUGGACACUCCAAGAGCCAGGACGCGCUGGUCGUUCCCGUGGAAGCGCAAGGUGUCGCGGCGUCGUCUCCCCGCAUGCUGGAUGUGGCUCAAACCGUAACUGCUUCGGCGAGCCGCGACCUAGACACUUCGGCAUCAUGCGCCACGAACCACGAAUGCGCUGCGUCAAUCUCUUCGCGGCUUGUUAACUGCGACCGGUUUUCCGUCCUCCCGGACGACCUUCUCGUCGAGAUUCUUUCGCGACUCGGCGGGUCCGCUGCUGAUGUCAGCGUCGCAUCAAUGACGUGUCGCCGUUGGAGAGCUUUGGCGAGACAAGUUCCGAGCCUGAGCUUCGGCGGUGCGGCAGACUCGCAACAAUCAUCCACGCGCUUCGAGGAGUCCAUUUCUCGGAUGGUGCUUCGCUCGGAAUCCCUCCGCCAACUAAAAAUCGUGACGCCGCUUCCAGCCUCUUCCCCUGCGCCGCGCGCUUGCGCCGCAUGCGGAAGCGUUUCCGCCUCCGCCAUCCCGCCAGCCUGCCCCUGCUUCGAGGAGACGGCGCACGGCGCGCACGGCGCGCACGGAGCGACGGCGCAGGAAGGGGAUUCCGCGACGGCGAGCCACCCGCGGGAGUUCAUCUUCGAGGCGUGGAUGCGCCACGUGGGGCCGUCGCUGCGCUCGCUCACUCUCUCGCGCGCUGUUCCCGUUGCUACGUCCACCAACUGCGGCGGCGACGGGAGCGUGGUGGUGAACCUGUGGGAGGAGGAGGACGCGAGCCUGCAUCUCGCGAACAUUUCCCGCCACUGCACCAACCUGCGCUCGCUCUCAUUGGGCCACGUGUCCCUCUCCGCGCCGACCCUGCUCGCCACUCUCCAGCCCAUGCCGGCUCUGCAGCACCUCUCGCUCUCGUGGCUGCACGCGUGCCCCGCCGCGCUUCACGCCGUGCUUGACGCCGCGCCGAAUCUCCGCCACCUCACGUUUUUCAUGGCGUCGGGUCUUCCGCGCCUGCAUCUGCGCCUUCCGCCGUCCCUGCAGCACCUCUCGCUUUCCUACAUCCGCGCGGACUCCGUCACGCUUCACUCCGCGCACUCCCUCCAAUCCCUCUCUAUCCGCGACAUGUUUCUCCGCUCGCUCUCAAUCCGCGACGCGCCCAACCUGCGCCAACUCUCCGUCGCCUCCGCCAACAGCCUGCUCGUCUCCGCGCCUCACUCGAGUCGGCUCGCGUCGAUCGACCUCCGUGCGGGCUCGCUCAACUGGGCCGCCACCGAAACCUUAAUUUCAACCAAUUGGGCUGCGCUCGAGUCGCUCUCUCUCGACUUUUUUGCGACCACCAACGCAUCUAGCCUGCCCUCGGUUUCGUCGCUGCCCUGGCUCGCACGGAACUGCCCGGGGUUGAAAAGUUUGCGAUUGGGUGCGCUGGCGUGGCAGAAUAUGGUUGACUCGGCUGCAUUGUCGGGUCUUUUACUGCCACAGAGGAGUAACGACAAUUUGUGGCCUCGGCUAGAAGCACUUACUGUGAGAAUUGCGGAGAAGGCACCCGAAGGCCUGCUUUUGCUUCAUUCGAUUCUUUCUAACAUCCCCACACUGAUGGGUCUGCACGUGACUGUAGAGGGAGAGGAGGACGAGGAAGAGGAAGAGGAGGCGGAGGAGAUGGAGUAUGAUGGGGAUUGCGAUGCAAUGAGCAUGGACGAGGAUGAGGAGGAAGAUGAGGGAAACAACAUUCCUGAGGAGGCAAGUGACUUCUCACAUACCCCCUCUGAAGCUUCUGCUUCACCUGGCAUUUCAGGGGUGGCUGAUGCUGCACUGGCCGAGCCCACUCAGCCUGUGGGUUACUGGCCUGCACUGACUGCAGCAGAGAGACAGCACCAGCUGUUUUUGAAGGGCCUGGACUGCCUCCAAAGGCGGUCCGGUGACAACUGA